Microstroma glucosiphilum is the source of this 686-nucleotide messenger RNA. RefSeq names its product actin-related protein ARPC3. Gene Ontology annotation, molecular function: actin filament binding. Gene Ontology annotation, cellular component: actin cytoskeleton; Arp2/3 protein complex. The record is from RefSeq and is a predicted model, not a curated record. Bases 177 to 686 code for a protein of 169 amino acids. Gene Ontology annotation, biological process: Arp2/3 complex-mediated actin nucleation; actin filament polymerization. The transcript is spliced from 5 exons. Lineage: Eukaryota; Fungi; Basidiomycota; Exobasidiomycetes; Microstromatales; Microstromataceae.
AUCACCACCUUCCUCGCAACACAGCAGCCCCAUCGAACGGUAUCAGUCGCGCUGAUACGAGUCUGAUCAUCUCUCAGCGCAAGACCCUCUGCUUCCUCUAGCCCCAAGCUCUGUGGUCGUUCCACUAGAGCCGCCUCAGGUCCACCGCAUCCAAGAACAACUCCUCGCCGAACGUCAUGUCGAACACUCUGCGGCCGUACCUCUCAUGUGUGAGAUCGUCGCUCACAGCAGCCAUGACUCUGGAGAAUUUCGGAUCGCAGGUGGUGGAAAGGCAUAACAAGCCUGAAGUGGAAGUGGGCGGAUCCGUCGAGGUCAUGCUGGCGCCUCUGAUGAUCUCCAGGAACGAGAACGAGAGGGUGCUCAUCGAGGCCUCUGUCAACUCGCUGCGCCUCUCCAUCAAGAUCAAGCAGUCGGACGAAAUCGAGCGCGUACUCUGCCACAAGUUUGCACGCUUCAUGAUGCAGCGAGCCGAGUCCUUCAUCAUCCUGCGCAGGAAACCAGUGCCGGGCUACGACAUCAGCUUCCUCAUCACAAACGCCCACUCCGAGACUAUGCUCAAGCACAAGCUCGUGGACUUCAUCAUCCACUUCAUGGAAGAGGUGGACAAGGAGAUUAGCGAAAUGAAGUUGAGCUUGAAUGCAAGGGCGAGAAUCGUAGCAGAGAGCUAUCUGGGGACAUUCGCAUAA